AUGUAUAUUUAUCCUAAAACUAAGAUUUAUAUUAUAUUAAAUUCUUAUUUAAAUUUUAGAGUAAAUGAUUUUAUUCUUAAAAAUGGAUUAAAAUGGAUUCCUUAUAGCAAAUUUAAAAACGUUGAAUAUCUUGAUGAAGGAGGAUAUAGUACUAUAUAUAAAGCUACUUGGUUAAAGAAUAAUAAAGAUGAAGUAGUAAUUCUUAAGUUCCAUAAGCCUUUAAAUGAAAAUUUGAAUGAAUUUUUAAAAGAAUGGGAAUAUCAUACAAGUGUUUUAAAUUCGAAUAAUAUCAUAUAUUUUUAUGGAUUUACAGAAGAUCCAAAUACUUCAAAAUAUAUGGUAGUAAUGGAUUAUGCAAAUAAAGGUAAUUUAAGAGGAAAUUUAACAAGGAUAGUUGAAAAUAAUUGGAAUCAAAAAUUAUAUAUGUUGUACGAAAUUAUUUCUGGACUUAGUAAGAUACAUGAAAAAAAUCUUAUUCAUUGUGAUUUUCAUGAUGGCAAUAUUUUAAAUCAUAAUGAUAAGAAUAAGGAUAGUUUGUUUAUUAGUGAUUUAGGAUUAUGCCAACCUGUAAAAUCAUUUUUAAAAGAUGAAGAUGGUAUUUUUGGCGUUAUGCCAUUUAUGGCACCUGAAAUUUUAAGAGGCAAACCUUAUACACCAGCAAGUGAUAUUUAUAGUUUUUCUAUGAUUAUGUGGGAAUUUACAUCUGGAGUACCACCAUUUAAUAAUAGAGCACAUGAUAUUCAACUUAGUUUAAGUAUUUGUAAAGGUGAACGUCCUGAAAUUAUUGAAAAUACUCCACAAUGUUAUGUAGAUUUGAUGGAAAAGUGUUGGGAUGAAGAUCCAUUAAAAAGACCAACUUCUAAAGAAGUAUUAAAAAUUAUUGAAAAAUGGAUUUUCCGUUCUCGUGAAGUCAGUGAAGAAUUAAAAAGCAACAUUAUGGAAUUUAUAAAUGCACCAACUGGACAUAACAAUCUUGCUACUAAAUCUCAUCCUAAAGCAUGUUAUACAAGUCGCUCACUUAAUUUUACUGGUAAAAAAUCAAAUGAAAUUCUUGAAAGUGAAGGUUCACAAGCUAGUAUAAAAGCAAAUGAAAUGAGUGAAGAUUUGAAUGAUUGUAUAAUUAAAGAUUCGGGAUCAUCAGCUGAAUGGCCUGAAGGAUAUAUUUAUCAUUGGGAUAUUGAAAGUCAAAGUUGGUAUAGAAAUAGAGAGGAUAAAUGUGCAUUGAAAAGUUUGAAUAAUUCAUCUGAUAUAUGUUCAGAUUUUUUAAAUGAGGGAGACAUACAAUGA
This is a messenger RNA of Rhizophagus irregularis DAOM 181602=DAOM 197198, 1287 nucleotides long. The record is from RefSeq and is a predicted model, not a curated record. NCBI's taxonomy places the organism in Eukaryota, Fungi, Glomeromycota, Glomeromycetes, Glomerales, Glomeraceae.